This is a messenger RNA of Acytostelium subglobosum LB1, 225 nucleotides long. RefSeq lists its product as hypothetical. Lineage: Eukaryota; Evosea; Eumycetozoa; Acytosteliales; Acytosteliaceae. The coding region runs from base 1 to 225 and encodes 74 amino acids. The record is from RefSeq and is a predicted model, not a curated record. The transcript has 2 exons.
AUGACCAUUAUCUCCGCCCUUACCAAGUUGAACCCAACCACCUCCAUCUCCAAGUCCAAGUCAGUUGUUGGAAGCUCAUCAUUCUCUGCUGGUGGCCAAUCAUCCAACUCCAAUGCCUGUUUCUGGGGACAUGGUAUUAACAUCAAUGUCGACGUUGAUGUUGAUAUCAACCUUGGUUGUCGUAGUUUCAUUGACAUUGAUGCCAACAUUGGUAUCCGUCUUUAA